UAAAAAUUGGUAUGAAUCGCGAAGGAACCACGAGAAUUCGAAUCGCGACUCUGGUUAUUAUUUUCGCAAUUGCCAUAAGAGCUUCAUAUCAGCAAGAUUCAAAUGUUUCAAGUGUAGACGCGGAUGGAAAAUGGGAAUAUUUCAGCAAAUGCUAUGACGAAAUAGGUUGCGUAAGGACCGAUUCAAACUGGUAUGACGAGAAAUUCAGGCCAGUCAAUUUGAAACCAGUAGACCGCAGAAUUAUCAAAACUGAUUUCGUCUUUAUCAAACUCAACAGAACCAAGGACGCAAGUUUAAAAUUUGGUGUCGUCACUCCAGAUGUCAAAUCCAUAAAAGGUUCAGGUUUUAUCAAGAACGAAAUUUUAUAUAUUUUGAUUCACGAUUUUACUAGCAACGGCUACACUGGUUGGAUAAAGCAUAUCUCGGAAAUCUUGCUGGCGAGAAAAUAUGUCAACGUGGUAUCCAUAGAUUGGCGUCACGGAGCGGAACCGCCAUACGACCAGGCAGUCGCCAACGCGAGGGUUGUAGCCUUGGAAAUUAUUAACCUGAUCAAAGUUUUGAGGGAACACCUUUCUUUAGAUCUAGAAAAGGUCCAUAUUAUUGGGCACGGCGUUGGUGCCCAUAUCGCAGGCUACGUUGGCAGUGUCUUCGGGAAAAUCAAAAAAAUAUCUGGUUUGGAUCCAAACGGACCUCGGUUCGAAGGAAUGCCGGAUAUGGUUAGAUUAGAUCCUUCGGAUGCGCAAUACGUAGAAGUAUUACACACAGACGCCUUCAGAUCGAUUAGUCAAGGUUCCACCUACGCUUUUGGACACAGUGAUUUUUUCCUGAACAAUGCCAAGGAACAACCGGGAUGUGCUGAAAAGGACAGUAAAAAUAUAUUAACAUUAAAACGCGAUUCCGUCGGGGAAGGCACUAUUGUCCCCGGCUGCAGUCACAAACGGUCUUUUAAAUACUUUAUAGAAGCCUUAGAAGAACGCGAAUGCACUUUUUUGGGGAUACAAUGCGAAAAUUAUGAAAAAUUUUCCAAAGGAAAAUGCGCCACCUGCGGGAGUAAAUGUAAAACAUUCGGUGGCGUGACGUAUCACGAUCCGGAACCCGCGAGUUAUUUUCUGAAUACAGGGAUACAGUAUCCAUAUUGCAUGUAUCCGUACCGGCUGACCGUGCACGUGGGUAAAAAGGGAAAAUCGCAACAUUACAAUGGCCGUUUUGAUUUACUCUUGGUUGACGUUGCGAGCUUGGUUGCUAGUUCUUCGAUGCCGGAAUCCGGAGAAUUUGAAGCAGGUGUUAAGAAUACAUUCAUCUUUUACGCCAAGGAACCUGAAUUGGGAUUUAUCAGAGAAGCUAGGAUCAAAUGGAUUAGUGAUAAGAAAAAAUUUUGUCUGUUUAACUGCCAGCAGCCAAUUCACGUGGAUAAGGUAGUCGUUAGCAGUCUGAAAAGGGAUCCGAAACAAGAAAAAGAAAGCGUGCUCUGCCCGAAAGGUAACCUUACGGAAAUAGAGACGGGCGAUUACCACAUAUUUUACCCUUGCUAAACGGUACGUAAAACGUGGCGAAAUAAAACAUUUUUCGGCA
Cylas formicarius (sweet potato weevil) is the source of this 1572-nucleotide messenger RNA. Its product is annotated as pancreatic triacylglycerol lipase-like. The record is from RefSeq and is a predicted model, not a curated record. Gene Ontology annotation, molecular function: carboxylic ester hydrolase activity; lipase activity. Lineage: Eukaryota; Metazoa; Arthropoda; Insecta; Coleoptera; Brentidae. Bases 12 to 1532 code for a protein of 506 amino acids. The transcript has 11 exons. Gene Ontology annotation, biological process: lipid metabolic process.